Molecule: messenger RNA, 2680 nt
Organism: Prunus dulcis (almond)
Lineage: Eukaryota; Viridiplantae; Streptophyta; Magnoliopsida; Rosales; Rosaceae
Product: two pore calcium channel protein 1
Exons: 24
Coding region: 120-2336 (738 amino acids)
Biological process (GO): transmembrane transport; calcium ion transport
Cellular component (GO): vacuolar membrane; plant-type vacuole
Molecular function (GO): voltage-gated calcium channel activity; calcium ion binding
Source: RefSeq, a predicted model, not a curated record
GAAGAUAUUAUAAAGCAGCAGACAAAGCGAGUGACAAACUGCCGCAAAUAACGUAGUUGUGACCAGACGAAGCAACCCAUUUUCUAUUUCGGGUCAAACUCAAAAGCGCGACGAAGAGGAUGGACAAGAAGCCUCUGCUUGGCGGUGAGGGCAGCGGCGUUCGUUGCGGCGAUCGAUCGACGGGCUUCAGACGCCGCUCCGAUGCCAUCACCUUCGGCUCUCCUUAUCAGAAAGCUGCCGCACUCGUCGAUUUGGCGGAAGAUGGCGUUGGCUUGCCUGAGCAGAUACUUGAUCAAGAAAAUUUCCAGAGUGCUGCAAAGUUUUACUUUCUUUAUGUUCGAUUUAGCUUCCUUUGGGCUUUCCUAUAUUUUGCUCUCAUAAUACUCAAUUUCCUUGAGAAACCUCUAUGGUGCGCGAGGUAUACUGAAUAUACAUGUAGUGACAGAGACUACUACUAUCUUGGGGAGUUGCCAUACUUAAAUGCUGUUGAGUCGCUUAUUUUUGAGGGCAUAACACUCAUUAUACUCAUGGUGCACACAUUCUUUCCAAUUUCAUACGAAGGGUUCCAUCUCUAUUGGAAAAAUCAUCUUAAUCGAUUUAAGGUCAUGGGCCUACUACUUUUGGUUGCUGAUCUGAUGGUUUAUGUUCUCUAUUUGUCUCCAACGGCCUUUGAUUCCCUUCCUCUCAGGAUUGCGCCAUACAUCAGAGUUAUCUUUUUCAUCUUAAACUUUAGGGAGUUGCGGUCGUGCAUGCUCAUCCUGGCAGGAAUGCUUGGCACAUACUUAAACAUCUUGGCUCUGUGGCUUUUAUUUCUUCUGUUUGCCAGUUGGUUAGCCUAUGUCAUGUUUGAAGAUACCCAACAGGGGAAAAAAAUAUUUACUUCGUAUGGUACCACCUUGUAUCAAAUGUUUGUUUUAUUCACCACGUCCAACAAUCCAGAUGUCUGGAUACCUGCCUACAAGGAUUCACGUUGGUAUUCCUUGUUUUUUGUUCUCUACGUGCUGCUGGGAGUUUACUUUGUCACUAAUUUGAUCCUUGCUGUUGUAUACGACAGCUUCAAAAGUCAGCUUGCAAAACAAGUUUCUGAGAUGGAUCAGUCGAGGAAAAGUAUACUAAAAAAAGCCUUCAAUUUAUUAGAUAAGGAUAAUGUUGGAUCUCUCAAUAAGGAUCAGUGCAUUCAACUAUUUGAGGAACUAAAUAAAUACAGGACUUUGCCAAAAAUAUCAAGGGAAGAAUUUGAGCUGAUAUUUAAUGAGCUGGAUGCCAGUGGUGAUUUCCAGAUCAACUUGGAAGAAUUUACAGACCUUUGCAAUGCCAUUGGUCUAAGAUUCCCGAAGGAGGAUACUCCAUCUUUGUUUGAAAAAUUCCCUUCAUUCUACCAUUCAUUAUUGUCUGAGAAGUUGAAGGCCUUCGUACGGAGCCCCAAAUUUGGAUACAUAAUAUCCUUCAUACUCAUAGUCAAUCUGGUUGCUGUUAUUGUCGAAACAACGCUUGAUAUAGAAAACAAUACUGGUCAAAAGGCGUGGCAAGCGGCAGAGUUUGUCUUUGGGUGGAUAUAUGUACUGGAAAUGGCUCUGAAAGUCUAUUCUUUUGGAUUUCAGAACUAUUGGAGGGAUGGUCAAAAUCGCUUUGAUUUUCUGGUCACAUGGAUAAUAGUUAUUGGGGAAACUAUAACUUUUGUGACUCCUGACGGACUAAUUUUUUUCUCAAAUGGAGAAUGGAUUCGCUACCUUCUCAUUGCAAGAAUGUUACGAUUGAUUAGGAUCCUGAUGCAUGUCCAGCGUUACCGAGCAUUUCUUGCCACGUUGUUAAGUCUCAUACCAAGUUUGAUGCCAUACCUUGGGACCAUAUUUUGUGUAAUGUGUAUCUAUUGUACACUUGGGGUACAGGUAUUCGGUGGAAUUGUUAAUGCAGGAAAUGCCUCUUUGGAAGGAACAGAUUUUUAUGAGAAUGACUAUUUACUUUUCAACUUCAAUGACUACCCAAAUGGGAUGGUGACACUUUUCAAUUUGCUAGUCAUGGGGAACUGGCAAAUUUGGAUGGAGGGUUACAAGGAACUAACAGGAACUUGGUGGAGCCUGGCAUAUUUUGUCAGCUUUUAUCUUAUAACUAUCUUACUCCUAUUGAAUUUGGUAGUAGCUUUUGUCUUGGAGGCUUUCUUUGCUGAAAUGGAUCUUGAGACAUCAGAAAAAUGUGAAGAAGAUGGGAAGGAAGUGGAAGGAGCAAAAGAUCGACAUCGAUCUUUGGGCUCCAAAAGUCGAAGCCAGAGAAUUGAUGUUCUUCUCCACCAUAUGUUGAGUGCAGAGCUAACUGAGACACAGCCCUCUAAUGCAUAGCUUCCUAUAUUUCCAUUGUGAUUGUGUUUAUGGAACUAUAGAAACAGCGAAGGAAAUAUCGACUCAAGAAGGCUACCUCUCUGUCUUCAGAUUCUCUUGCUGGUCUGAGAAUGAAAUCUUUUUGGAAGUGAGACCUUGCUGGAGACGAAUACAUUGUUGUUGUGCAAUGGACUAUGUUCCUACAUUUAGGUUCGAUCAACGAGUGCUUUUACCAUGAUCCUGUUUCCAGUAAUUUUUGUUUUCACAUUUUUGCUACUGAUACACAGAUUGUUCAUCAAAUUUGUAAAUUUGUUGUAAUGUUAAUUGAUUAUACAAGUAAAACCACUAAAAGGUAUAUGGCUUUA